AUGUUCACUUCAAUCACGCAAGAUUUCUUCUCUUCAACAACAUUUCACACAAUCAUUUUACCAAUUCUACCAAUUCUACUGCUGACUUUGAUUCUCACCAUACUCUAUUGGAAACAAAGAACAACCACUUUUCACUCUAGAAAAUUAUCAACAUCUUCAACAAUUCAAUUAAAUUCUUUCAUUUCCGAUGGUGAACAUCCAAAGAUACUCAUUGAAGAAGACAAUGAUCAACCACCACGUGAUGAUGACAAUGACGAUUAUUUUACAAAGAUGCAUACGAGUGCAAGUUAUAGUCCUACUACUACUACUACUACCACUACCACUACAACGAAUUUGAAAGACAAUGAACAUCCACACAUCAUGGUGGAUCAAGACAAUAACCAUCACACUCCUCUCUCAUCAUUUCAUUCUUCAUUUAAACUUUUAAAACAUUUUAAAGAGAAUGCAAGGAUCACUCAAUUACUGGCUAACAAAUAUGAUGAAUUUUUACAAUUAAUUCAACAUCUCGAUGAAAAGUAUCGAAUCGAACAACAACAACCUCAUGAUGAUGAUCAUUCAACCACAUGCAUGUGUGAAGUCAAUUCUCUCGAGACCACAAGUGAAGGCACUUUUUCUCUCGAAUCAAGUUCUGCUGAACCAAUGAUAUCAUUAUUUCAAACUCAACAUUUAUCAGAACCAUUAUUUCAAACUCAACAUUUAUCAGAGAUUAUAAACUUGCAAUCAUGGAUACGUGGAACUCAUACAAGAAAAUUCGGUACACUCUCGUAUAUGUGUCACAUUUUCAUUCCAGCACUCAUUGCACAACACGUGAGAAGGAAAUAUUUUCAUGACUUGAAUUCAGUAGUACUACGAGUGAAUAUCAUUCAAGCGUGUGUGAAGGGAUAUCUCACGAGACGAGAACGUGUUCAUUUAUUCCAUGGAUGCAGGAAAAUGAAAUUACUUGAGAAGGCCAUGACACUUGUAAAAGAGUCUACAAUAUUCUUGAAUGAUGGUAAAAAUAAUUUAAAUAAUAUUAUUCAUCAAAAUAUGGAGAUCCAUGAUAAUAAUAUUGAGAAUAUGAAUAAUAUUGAAAAUAAUAAUAUUGAGAAUGGCAGUAUUGAGAUCAAUGAUGAUAAUAUUGAAAAUGAUGAUAAUAUUGAAAAUGAAAAGAUUGAAAAUAUUCCAAGUGAAAUGGAGAUUUAUAUAAAUACUAGUCAAGAGUCUAUGGAUGUGAGUGAAAUGAAACAAGAAAUUCAAAAAGACAUUCAUGACAUCACCAUUCAUGACACAACUACUACUACUACUUCUCACUCGACACUUGAAACCCAUCUUGAUUUAGAAUUAUUAUCCUCUUCAUCAAUCAUACAAGCCUUGUAUCGAGGACAUUACACACGACAUGAAUAUUCUCAACAUGUUCAACUCAUUCAACAUGUACAGUCUUGUCUUGAAUCUCUUUACCAUCAAUUGGAAUUGAAGAAGAAUAUAUAUCGACUUGUUCUCUUACAAGCACUCGUUCGAAGUCAUGCCUGCAAAAAGAAAGAAUAUCAUACGACGACAUGUAUUCUCUCAUUCAUUCAAGCCUCAUAUAUACGAAAGAAAUUUCAAAAAGAAUUACAAGAGUUGAAACGAAAGGCUUUUAUUCAAAGAGAAGAAGAAGUGAAAGAACAUAUUAAUGACACUAGUCAUUAUACAGCUACGAUUACUUCUACUAUAGAAACUAUCAACCAACAAGUAGUGUCUACUUGCACGACUAUCAACAACAACAACGUGAUGAUGGAUAUUUCUAGUACUACUACUUCUACUGCUAGUACUACUACUACUCCAAUAAUGGAAAUUCAUGACAGAACAGAUGGUGAUGAUGGUUUAGAUACUAUUGCUAUGAGUAAUGGUAGUAGUGAUCAAAUUCUCCCUUCCAUUCCUGACAUGAAUGUUGAUUCCAUUCAAGAAUCCACUAAGAGUCUUCUAACACCACCAAUUUUUGAGGAAACAACUAGUGAUCAUGUUAACACUUUGCAUAAUGAUCAUAAUAAUAAUAAUACUAUGACUAGUACUACUACUACUACUAGUUCCUCCUUAAUCAUGAUUGAGAAAUCUCAAAGUGAAUCAUUCAUCAAUGAUAAUCACACUACUGACUCAAUGAAAGGAACUAUAACAACAAUGGCAAUCCCUCAUAAUCAUGAUGAUGAUGUUGACACAAUCUCACCACCAUCAUCCACUGAUGACACAAUCCAAGAGAAUGACACACCAUCAACAGAUCUCCAACCAACCACAUUAAUCUCUACUCACAAUGGUCAAGUUGAGGAGAUUGGUAAGGUUGAUGAUGAUGAGGAGAUUGGUAUGGUUGUUGAACAACAAGAAGAAGCAUCUCAAACAUGUAAAGACUCAACGACAAGUAUAGAAGAGAAGACUAGGGAAGAGAUUGCUCAGGAAGAUACUACUCGUACAAAUGAUGGUGAUGAGAAUGGUCUUGAAAAAUUCUCUUCCAUGUCAUCAUCAACGAUGCUGAUCGACCACAACAUUGUUGUCACUGAUACUACUACAAGUACAUCGUCCAAUGAAAGUAAUGAUGAUACUACCAUAAGGACCUCCUUAAAUGUAGGUAUUGAGGAGAACACGAAUCCUUUUCAAGAGAAUGAUACAUUUCAACAACUACAACAACAACAUGAAGAAAAGAAGCAUGAAUAUGAACAAUGUAUGGAUUUGAAAAAAUUAACAGAGAUUUUGAAACAACAACAACAAGAAUCACAACAGAACAUGAUGGAUACUGAACAUUCAUUGCAAUCAGAAUUAACGAGUACACAGGAAUUUAGUAUCAUUGAUACUUUACAAGUGAAAAAACUUGUCAUUCAAGUAACACCCAGAACAGUAGUAAUGGAUCAAACUUGUACAAACUUGAAUGAGCAACAAGUUGUAUCAACGACCAAACAUCAUCACUCAUCGAAUCCCAUUCAUUUAUUCAUCUUCCUUCUUUCAAAUCGUGGAAGUUAUCGUAAUGUGGAAAUAUUUAAGGACAAGGCUGUGCAUAAUCAUGGAUUGACAGACAUUCGUUUAUCAUGUGAUCCUCAAACUAUGAGAAUUAAUGAAAGUGAUGAUCAUGCAAUGAGUUCAUCCAGUGAAACUUGUCUUGACAGCACAAAUCAUCAUUUGCUAUCUUUCACUGUAGUGUUUGAAGAAUUGUCAACCGUAUAUGAUAAGAUUGUAUUCGGAGUGUGUUGUGAGAAUGGUUCUGAAGUUACAAGAAUGUUGUUGUUGAACCCAGAGUCGUCUUCGAGUACAAGCCAAAAUAAUUCAUCAUCCACCACUUUAUCAGAAUAUGAUUUGAAUGUGGUGUUUAAAGAAGAGAAGAGUGAAGAAGAGAAUUGUCUCCAUCAACCAUUCAUCACUCGUUUUAAACCAUUUACAAGUCAGGAAACUAUUGAAAAACACUCAAAAUAUGUUUUUUUCACUAUUGGAGCGUUUUUGAGAGAGCAUCACACGCAAUGGAAGUUUCAACCUCUUUCGAUCCAUCAUGGGCAAGCUGAAUUGAAAGUCCAUAACAUUCAUGACAUGUUGAAUAUUUAA
Molecule: messenger RNA, 3540 nt
Organism: Naegleria lovaniensis
Lineage: Eukaryota; Heterolobosea; Eutetramitea; Acrasida; Naegleriidae
Exons: 1
Coding region: 1-3540 (1179 amino acids)
Molecular function (GO): protein binding
Source: RefSeq, a predicted model, not a curated record